Ambispora leptoticha is the source of this 847-nucleotide messenger RNA. The record is from the annotation of a GenBank genome assembly. NCBI's taxonomy places the organism in Eukaryota, Fungi, Glomeromycota, Glomeromycetes, Archaeosporales, Ambisporaceae.
AUGAAAUCCGCAAAAUUAAUUCUUGUGUUAGUAACUUUAUUUGCUGUUAUUUACGGCGCAUACGCAUAUUCAGAUAAGAGAGAUCCUCAGCAAAGCGGACCAGGAUCUUCUGGAAAUUCUAACAACGGACCUUUGACUAACUAUGGUCCUCAGCCAAACGGUCCGGGAUCGAUUAACAAUGGUCCUUCAACAAAUAAUAAAAAUGGACCUUCGACUAAUUCUCAGCAAACCGGACCAGGAUCUUCUGGAAAUUCUAACGGCGGAUCCUUUAUUAACAAUGGCCCUCCAACAAAUAAUCAAACUGGAACUUCCGUAAAUUCUAGCAGCACACCUUCAACCAAAGGAACUUCAAACAAUACUGCUACAGAAAACAACGGUUCUACCACUCUGUCUCCAAAUGGUGGAAAUAACAACGGAACAAAAGGAUCUGGAAAUACUACAACUACUACUCCUGGCAAUGCUGCCUCUUCUAAUUCAACAGGAACUAAUUCCUCAUCGGGAACAAACUCAUCAUCAGGAACAAGCCCAUCAUCAACAAACUCAUCAAAAUCAGGAACAGGCUCUUCAUCAUCAGGAACGGGCUCGUCAUCUUCAGGAACAGGCUCGUCAUCAUCAGGAACGGGCUCGUCAUCAUCAGGAACGGGCUCGUCAUCUUCAGGAACGGGCUCGUCAUCUUCAGGAACGGGCUCAUCAGGAUCCGCCUCUGGAUCUUCCUCAAGUAACGGCACACCUGGUAAAUCAUCUACCACAUCUUCAAGUAACAGCACUAAAUCUACGUCUGCAAUAAACGCAGCUUCGCCUAAUAGUCUCAGAAAAGAUAUUAAUCAUUACGGAUUUGCUCUCACUG